Schizophyllum commune H4-8 is the source of this 321-nucleotide messenger RNA. RefSeq lists its product as uncharacterized. The annotation marks the transcript as partial. Lineage: Eukaryota; Fungi; Basidiomycota; Agaricomycetes; Agaricales; Schizophyllaceae. The transcript has a single exon. The record is from RefSeq and is a predicted model, not a curated record.
AAAGUCGAGGACGUUCCGCAAAGGGCAGCUUACGAGGCAGCCUUCCGACGACCACCAGCGCUGGCGGCGCACGUGAGCAAGGAGCUAGCGGAACGAUUCAGGGAAGCAUACCAGAAGGAGGCCACUUGGAAGCGACGCUAUGAGGAGGCGGGUACCGUCUCGAGCGCCUGGGUGCCAGGAAGGAGAUACUACCGUUCGGAGGACGGGCUCUUGUUCUUCCUCGACGCGGACUACCUGCCCCGACUGUGCGUACCAGACGCGAUGGUGGACGAAGUCAUGCGACGAGCACACGAGGAACCAAUGGAAACGGUGCAUGCGGGA